UGACUGUUCCAUUCCUCUCAGCGGCGGCAGCAGCAGUUACAGUAUCGGCGCCGAUGAGAGAGAGAGAGAGCAGGAGAGAGAGAGAGAGAGAGGGAGAGAGAGAGAGAGAGAGAGAGAGGAGCUCGACACGGACUCCGCCUUCCCGUCGUCCAUCGCCGAACCCCAGUCAGGUGGAAGGGACAUCACGGUUCAUCCUGCUAAUGCCGGAGUCCCGCUGUUUGCGUCGUCUCCUCUCCUAAAGAUGGGUUUCCCGUAACUGGAGGUGGAGGGGAGGAGAGGCGGGGGUGGGGGAAGCGAGAUAUGAAAGGAGGAAGAAAAAAAGACGACCAGACACAUAAGCACAAUCGUGGGUGCCCGCAACCAUGAGAGGUUUGCACUAUUCCCAGGAAGCGCUGCUACAUCCGUGGACCAUGUCGUGAGGUGUGGCUGCCGACGCUUCGGAUACUGCCAGUAGACACGCCGAGGAGGGCGAACGAAAAUGUCGGCCUCAGUGGGGCCCCAGGGCGGUCCUCGCCCACCCACCGUGCCCGCAACAUCCAUGCCGGAUAUGCCGGACCUAAGUCACCUCACGGAGGAGGAGAGGACAAUCAUCAUGGCAGUGAUGGUUCGGCAAAAGGAGGAAGAGGACAAGGAACAAGCCAUUUUAAAGACACUGCACCAGCAGUUCGAGAGCUACAAGGAGCAGGUCGCGCGCAUCGGGGCCGACACCCAGCGCCGACGGCAACAGCAGCAGCAGCAGCAGCAGCAGGUGGCUCUGGUGACGCCUGCCGCCCCCACCACCACCACCACCACCACCACGGGUGCCAAGGACGACGCGCCCACCUGCGGGAUCUGCCGCAAGACCAAGUUCGCUGACGGCUGCGGGCACCUCUGCUCCUACUGUCGCACCAAGUUCUGCGCCCGUUGCGGAGGGCGUGUGUCGCUACGCUCCAACAAUGAGGAUAAAGUGUGUCUCAUAGGGAAGGACAGGGUAAUGUGGGUAUGUAACCUGUGCCGGAAGGAACAGGAGAUCCUCAUCAAGUCGGGAGAAUGGUUUUCUGGGCCGGAUGGUCGGCCGGUGAGCGGGGGGUCGGCCGUCUCCGCUGAGGGGGUACCGCCGACGUUGCGGGACAAGCGGCUCCAGCGUACGCGCUCGCUGGCCCCGCCUUCCACCGACGCCCAGCAACCGGCCGGCGUCACCGUGGAUCGCACGCGGGGAGCCGAUACAAUGCCCGCCUCGCGCUCGAGAAGCGAACCGCCACGAGACAAGAAGCGACCGCUGUCCCUCCAUGAGCAGAAUGGAAAAGUGAUUGGGCGAGGUGAGCGGAGGCGGGACCCAGGAAAGCAGUCCUCCGAGGAGCGUCCUCCAGGGGAGAGGCGGCGCCUGGAGAAGGGGCGGAGCCAGGAGGAGGAGCCUGGCGAGGGAGAGAGGGAGGGGCCCAGACAGCCGCCGCCCGCGUCGUCGGAUCCUCGGAGACGCUCCCAGGACGAGGAGGCUGAGCGCCAGAGGCAACGGGAGGAGGAGUUCCAGACGCGUUACCGUAGCGACCCCAACCUGGCGCGCUACCCAGUCAAGCCGCAGAAGGAGGAGCAGGAGAUGCGCAUGCACGCCAAGGUGUCCAAGGUGCGGCACGAGCGCCACCACAGUGAAAUGGCCCUCAACGAGGUGGGCCAGGGCCGCAAGGGGCCCGGGGGCCGCCUGGGGCCCGGGCGGGGCCAUGUCGUGGACGAGCGGCAGGCGCUGAUGGAGAACCAUCGGGCGUACUCGGUGGAUAGGACCGCAGGGGGAGGGGGUAGUGGUGGUGGUGGUGGUGGGGGAGGAGGUCACGGGAGCCAGGGCUCCCUGCACAAGCCGGGCCACGGCGGGCCACCACCGCCACGGACGGGGCCUCUGCCCCCAGAGCUCAGGGACUCGCAGGAAUGGGGGCCCAAGGGGGCCCGUCUGGAGCCGGCGGCGCACAAAGGCCGGUGGGAGAAGGUGGAGCAAGGGGCCCCUGGGGAGGGGCUCCUGAGGAUCGACUCGCUCAGCUCCGACCAAUCGGAGUCCCUGCGUCCGCCCCCGCCACGCCCGUACAAGGGCAGGCGGGGCGGGGGCAACAAGCGACAGAUGUCUAUCAGCAGCUCAGAGGAGGAGGGCGGCUCCACGCCCGAGUACACCAGCUGCGAGGAUGUGGAGAUGGAGAGCAUCAGCGAAAGAGGCGACUGGGACUGCCACCCGAUGGACCCAGCUGUAUGGCAUCAUCCGGUUACCUGGCAGCCGUCCAAAGAGGGAGAUCAUUUAAUCGGCCGCAUCACCCUGAGCAAGCGCUCGGCCAUGCCCAGAGAAGCUGGCUCCCUCCUGGGGCUGAAGGUGGUCGGUGGGAAGAUGACAGAGACAGGGCGGCUAGGGGCCUUCAUCACCAAAGUCAAGAAAGGAAGCCUGGCUGACAUCGUAGGACACUUACGUGCAGGUGACGAGGUGCUGCAGUGGAAUGGAAAGGCGUUGCCCGGAGCAACCAAGAAAGAAGUGUACAACAUUAUCUUAGAGUCUAAAAACGCACCUCAAGUUGAAAUAGUUGUUUCAAGGCCCAUUGGAUGUAUCCAUCGAAUCCUUCCCAAUAACUGCUUGAAAAAGGUCCAUAGAGUCUACCAAGAUACACCCAGGAUUCCAGAAUCAACACACCCACCUUUGGACUCAACGGGCUCGAGUUCCUUUGAGUCCCAGAAGAUGGAGAGGCCCUCGAUAUCCGUCAUGUCCCCAACCAGUCCAGGGAUUCUGAGGGACCUGGUCGUUCCUGGGCAACUCUCAUUCGUGAAGGUGAAACUGUGGUACGAUAAAGUCGGCCACCAGCUGAUAGUCAACGUCCUACAAGCCAUAGACCUGCCACCUCGACCCGACGGCCGACCCAGGAACCCUUACGUCAAAAUGUACUUCCUGCCCGACCGCAGUGACAAGAGUAAACGGCGGACGAAGACGGUGAAGAAGUGCGUGGAGCCCAAGUGGAACCAGACCUUCCUGUACCCUCACGUUCACCGGCGCGACUUCAGGGAGCGCAUGCUGGAGAUCACCGUCUGGGACCAACCCCGCGUGCAGGAGGAGGAGAGCGACUUCCUGGGAGAGAUUCUAAUUGAGCUGGAGACGGCCCUGUUGGAUGACCAGCCUCACUGGUACAAGCUGCAGAGCCACGACAUGUCCUCCAUGCCUCUGCCUCAACCCUCACCCUACAUGCCCCGCAGACAGACACACAGCGAGAAGAAGCUUCAGAGAUCUCAUCGCAUCAUUGAGACAGAUUAUGAUGCUGGUAUUACGGUAGUGUCCACAGCAGCGGAGCGCAACUCCAGAGACAGGGAGAGGCCAGGUACUCUGUCGGUGCCUGAACAGGAGAGGGCGGUCCAGCACCGCUCCCGCUCCGUCUCCCCUCACCGCGAGGGCCAAUGCAGAGCCCGCUCACGGCCCACACACGUGCCCAUGCAGAGGAGUUUGGAUGAGAUCCAUCAGAACCGGCAUCAUUCCUGUUCACCGUCCCACUACCACGACUCCCACCAGGGACACCGGUCUGGAGACUCAGACUAUGAAUAUUCAGAGGACAGUGAGGUCCUCGAGAUGCACAGAUCAAUCCGGGGUGGGAGUGCCGAAUGCCUUCAUACUAACAGGAACUUAGCUAGGCACUGUAACACACUUCCACCCAAGAUGCCCCUCUUAGUGAAUGGCAUUCAUAAGGACAUAUACAGCUCCACCCUUCCUGCAUGCCUAAAAAGCAAGUCGGCACGGCGACAGGAGGGGGGGGUGGUCUCCCCCCGCAGUGCCGUACCCCAGCGCGUUCUCAGAUUCACUGAUGAGGUCAGCGUUAGUGAUCUCCAGCCAUCUCUGGACAGGAUCAGGAGUGCCAGUACAACCUGUCUGAGGCCUGACACGGGAUUCCACUCACCCGAGCGAGAAAGGGCACAUGGGGGUCAUUCCCCCACGUCAGGGGCUCCCAGGGGCCGGGGCAGGCAGUUACCCCAGCUCCCGGCCAAGAGCAGCAGCAUAGAGCAAGACCCUGUUAAUUGUAAACCAGAGGGAAAUGCAGCUCUGGCGGUGGAGGAGAGAGCACGGCAGCUGCAGAUGAAGGUUCACUCCUUCAGGCCGUCCAGCUCAGGACCACAGCAGGAGACAGAGCUCAAGGCCAAGAGAGAGAUGUGGAGGCAGCAGCGUGGCGGGAGUGAUAACGUGUCGGGCCGCUCCUCGGACAGCGAGCUGAGCGACGCGUCGGCCAUCUCCCACGCCAGCAGUGCCUCUCGCCUCAGCAGCGCCAGCUACAUGUCUGUCCAGUCCGAGAGACCUCGCGGCGGACGCAUGAGGCAGGUGCGUGGCUCGGGCAGCCAGAACAUGAUGAAGAGCACGAGCGUGAGCGGCGAGAUCUACACGCCCGAGCGCACCGACGGCAGCCAGUCGGACACGGCGCUGGGCACGGUGGGCGGGUCCGGCAAGAAGCGGCGCUCCAGCCUGAGCGCGCGGGUCGUGUCCAUCGUGGGGAACCGACGCAGCCGCAGCACCUCCCAGAUCAGCGCGACGGAUAAGAAGUCGAAGGGGGUGCCCAUCCAACGCAGCCAGGAGACGGGCAUGGCCGUGGAGCUCCCGCGCAACAUGAGCCGACAGCCCAGCCGCGAGUCCACCAAUGGCAGCAUGGCCAGCUGCAACUCCGAGGGCAACCUGAUCUUCUCCGGUGUGCGUCUGGGAGCGGACAGUCAGUUCAGUGACUUCCUGGAUGGGCUGGGUCCGGCGCAGCUCGUUGGUCGGCAGACUCUGGCUACACCUGCGAUAGGAGACAUUCAGAUCGGCAUGACGGACAAGAAGGGGCAGUUGGAGGUGGAAGUGAUCCGGGCCCGUGGCCUCAUACAGAAACCAGGGUCCAAAUCUCUCCCUGCUCCCUAUGUCAAGGUCUACCUUCUCGACAAUGGAGCCUACGUAGCCAAAAAGAAAACCAAGAUUGCACGCAAAACGCUCGACCCACUUUACCAGCAAGCGCUGCUAUUCGAGGAGAGCCCAAAGGGUAAAGUAUUACAAGUCAUAGUCUGGGGAGACUAUGGGCGGAUGGACCACAAAUCCUUCAUGGGCGUCGCACAAAUCCUACUGGAGGAGCUUGACCUCUCGAGCACAGUGAUUGACUGGUACAAAUUGUUCCCGCCCUCCUCGCUAGUGGACCCCACGCUGGCGUCUAUGACCCGCCGGGCGUCACAAACGUCCCUGGACAGCUCGUCCACACCUGCAGGGGGUCGGUUGUAGUGGACUAAUACCCCCACCCCCACCCCCCCACCCCUUCUCUCCUUUCUCCCGAACCUCACUAUGCCGGAAGUGACCAGGAAGUGAACGCUGAAGCGGCGGAAGCAGGGACAACCAAUCAGAGGCAGAUGGAGAGAAGAAGAAAAAAUGCGAUGAAAAAAAAAGAACACAAUGAAAAAAAAAAAGCUUAAAAUUUGACAAUCACUCCUCUCCUGUUGGUUUUGCUAUUUUACUUUCUGUCUUUAGGUAACUUCUGCUUGUCUCACAUCUGGGUUUUUUUUUAUUUGUAGUUCACUACUGUAAAUUUGUUUUAUUUAUUUUUUUAAAGAAAAAAUACAAUAAUCAUCAAUGGAUUUUACAUUUCCAUUCUUUAAGGCAUAGUCAGUAUCGCAAGGAACGCUGCUUUUAGUGAUGAGGAGACACUAGUCCACCUUUCAUUCAGCACAGUUUGUGAGAGGAAAGGACUAAUCCUUUUGAUUUUUUCAGUGAAAUCAACAACAAAGAAAUGUAUGUCUAGUCUACACAAAGCAUCAGAAUGUAUCAACCCAAACCAGAGACGACCCCGCCAACUUCUCAUCCCAGCCUGAUACCCCCCCCCCCC
Molecule: messenger RNA, 5822 nt
Organism: Clupea harengus (Atlantic herring)
Lineage: Eukaryota; Metazoa; Chordata; Actinopteri; Clupeiformes; Clupeidae
Gene: rims1b
Product: regulating synaptic membrane exocytosis 1b
Exons: 33
Coding region: 479-5224 (1581 amino acids)
Biological process (GO): calcium ion-regulated exocytosis of neurotransmitter; regulation of membrane potential; regulation of synaptic vesicle exocytosis
Cellular component (GO): cytoskeleton of presynaptic active zone; presynaptic membrane
Molecular function (GO): small GTPase binding; transmembrane transporter binding
Source: RefSeq, a predicted model, not a curated record